This is a messenger RNA of Drosophila navojoa, 517 nucleotides long. It is a transcript of the gene EloC, whose product is annotated as transcription elongation factor elongin C. NCBI's taxonomy places the organism in Eukaryota, Metazoa, Arthropoda, Insecta, Diptera, Drosophilidae. The record is from RefSeq and is a predicted model, not a curated record. Gene Ontology annotation, biological process: ubiquitin-dependent protein catabolic process.
UGAAAUUUGAAAUAAAGUAUUUUAGCCAUUACACAACACUGAAUUGUAUAUGUAUGAUUUUGAGUGUUGUCACAGACUGAGUUUUGGCAAUAAGUACAUUUUUUAGAUGAUAGCAAUGGACGAGCAGCGCGGCGAUAAAGUCUAUGGCGGUUGUGAGGGGCCAGACGCCAUGUACGUCAAACUGAUUUCGUCAGAUGGACACGAAUUUAUUGUAAAACGGGAACAUGCUCUCACCUCUGGCACAAUUAAGGCAAUGUUAUCUGGCCCAGGACAAUUCGCGGAAAACGAGGCUAAUGAAGUGCACUUUCGGGAGAUUCCAUCGCAUGUCUUACAGAAGGUGUGCAUGUACUUCACAUACAAAGUUCGAUAUACCAAUAGUUCAACCGAAAUACCAGAAUUUCCGAUUGCACCAGAGAUUGCCUUAGAACUUUUAAUGGCAGCUAAUUUUCUAGAUUGCUAAGUUAUUGGUUAACUUAAUAAUGUUAAAUAAAAAAUUUCAAAAUGAAUAAAAAUGUAA